AUGUCUUCCUUUGGGUCUGACUUUCUUGCAAGACAUGUAGUAAAAGAUAUACAUACAAAUAAGCGCUAUUGGAAUACUGGGAUUCCUCAUGGCACAGCAGAUGUGGUUGUUUUUGAAUCUAAAGCACUUUGUGAACAAGAUGCAGUAAAAUUAGUCUUUGAGUUAAAGAAGAUUAAUAAAUGA
Messenger RNA from Entrophospora candida, 183 nucleotides. NCBI's taxonomy places the organism in Eukaryota, Fungi, Glomeromycota, Glomeromycetes, Entrophosporales, Entrophosporaceae. The record is from the annotation of a GenBank genome assembly.